This is a messenger RNA of Myzus persicae (green peach aphid), 2970 nucleotides long. RefSeq names its product RNA-binding protein 26 (gene swm). Gene Ontology annotation, biological process: mRNA processing. The transcript has a single exon. The coding region runs from base 239 to 2596 and encodes 785 amino acids. The record is from RefSeq and is a predicted model, not a curated record. Gene Ontology annotation, cellular component: nucleus. Lineage: Eukaryota; Metazoa; Arthropoda; Insecta; Hemiptera; Aphididae. Gene Ontology annotation, molecular function: metal ion binding; RNA binding.
GUUGACAUAAAUGUCCGUGCCAGUGAAAUUGCUAAUUAAUAAUUUGCCAAAAGCUUCAACUAUCCACUAACAACACUGAACUACAUACACAUCGGAGAUUGAACAUUUGAACGCUUAAACCGUUCGGUAUCUUACUAGAGAGUAAAGUUAUUAAUUGUUGGUAUUUUGUUUGGAAUUGGUCGAUUCAUUCCAUUUGAACCAAUUAUUGAUACUGGUGUUUACCAUCAGUACAUGAAAGAUGCAAAUCAAGGAUCCAGAACGUUUCAAAACCUGGCUGACAGCCGUCCUGGGACCAAUAUGCGAAGCUGAUCCCGCAGCUCUAGCCAAAUAUAUAUUUGCAUUAUUGAAACGUGAUCGGCCGAUAAAUGAACUUCAGAAGUUCCUUCAAUCACAACUUGAAGAGUUCUUGAAUAAUGAUACUGAAGGUUUUACUGUCUUACUAGUGGAAACGUUGCGAAACGAGUCUUACUUGAUCGAUGAUCCGGUCGAGAUCAAAUGUGAAAUUCCAGUCACUUCGUCUGGGGAAAAAUCUGAUACUGGUGAGAAACCAAUUAUUGAUAAACCGAUUAUUAGAGAUGAUGAAAAACCUAGGUCUAGAUCUCGUUCCCUUGUGCUGUCAAGAUCACCGAGGGCUAAAGAUGCCAAAUUCACAAGAUCCAAACGCUAUCGACGGGAUGAUCAUACUAGUGAUGAAGAUGAAGAAAGAGAAUCAUAUCGUAAGUAUCGUUACCACGGUCGGUCAUGGUCACCAAGAAGAUCAAAAUCACCAAAAUUCAAACGCAGGUUCAGGUCACCAAAAAACCGGUCCCGAUCUCAGUCUGGAUCACCUGUUAAAAAACCAAAAGAAGAUAUAUUCGCUGAAUUCAAAAAAUCCGAAGGUAUUGAAAAGAAGACAUUGGGACGAUGUGUUGAUUUCGAUGAAAAAGGAUACUGUAUGAAAGGUGAUUUAUGUGUUUAUGAUCACGGAAAAGAUCCAGUAGUGUUAGCUACUGGUAAUGGUGUCUUAAGUUUCCAAAAUGCUGGGGCAUCUUUUACAAACCCAUUGGCUCCUGCAUUUCCAGUACCUAUUGUUCAAAAUGUACAAGUGCCUGUACCAGUACAACCUUAUCCGCAAGCCCAAAAUCAACGAAUGUACUAUCCAAGUACAGAAGGAUCUUAUUGGGUUCGAGGAAGCGGAGAACAGAAAUUUUCCAAACAAAAACGUGAGUUAGUUAGUGUACCUACUGGUGAAAUCCAAAAUCGUUUUAAAAGAAAGAACUUUAAAAAAGAAGAAAAUAAUUCCAACAACAAUAAAAAGCCAAAGUUUGAUUAUAGACGUUUAGGUCCUAAAAUAUCCUCCAAUGAAGUACAAUUGAAAAAUGUUCCAGAAAAUUUAAAUAAUAUUAGUAGCUUGAAUAAUAGUUUUAUGAAGUUUGGAAAAAUCACCAACAUUCAAACAAGUAGUGAAAAUAAAGAAGCCACAAUUACAUUUUCUGCUUCUCAUGAAGCACAAAAAGCCUAUCAAAAUAUAGAAACUGUUUUUGGUACUUUACCAAUUACAGCUAAUUGGUUUUCUGAUAAUUCAGCUGAAGUAAAACCAGCAGAAGACAAAGUUACUUUACCUCCACAAAAACCUAAGACUCUGUCUUUAGAUAAUAGAAUUACUGGUCAGACACGAUUAACAAAUGAAAAAGAAGCCGAAGUCAUCAAAUCAUCAUUGCUUAAAAAACAAGAAGAAGCUAAAAAACUAGCUCAAGAUUUUUCCGCUGCUAUCACCAAACGUAAACAAGAACUGUUGGACAAACAGUUGGAACAAUUAAAUAAACUUAUAGAAGCUGCUCCUAAUGUUAAAGGUGAACAAAAACAAAUGUUAAUGGCUACUAUUAUUCAACUCAAAACUAAUAUUGAAAAUAUUCAAGCUGACUUGGCUUCUGCAGUAAAAAGACCAAUUAUAUCUCAAUCUAAUGUAAAAGUUGUAAAUAGCCUACCACCAAAAACACCUACUAAAGAGGAUAAAUUAUUAGAAGCCAAACAAGAAGCAUUGAAGAACUUGCUGUUAACUGAUUUAGAUUUAUUUAUUAAACAACAACAAGGACAUAGCGAUGAAAAAGAAAUAUUAGAUUUGAAGAAAAAUGUUAUUAUUUUAAGAAAUAAACUGAAAGGUCUUGGAAUUACACCGGCAUCUGGGGUUGCUAAAACUGCAUAUCAAAUGAAAGAAAAAUUGGCUAUUGCUAACAAAUUGUUGGAAGCUAAAAAUAAAGUUCGAGAAACAAAAACUACCAGCAUCUCAGUUGACCAUCGACCAACUCAAUUAUUAGUGUCUGGGUAUGAAGCAGAUGAUGAAGACCAAGUCGUAACACAUUUUUUACAGUUUGGUAACAUUAUUGAAUAUAUAUCUGAUACAAUAAUUCCUGCGUUAGUUAUAAAAUAUGAAAUAAGAAAAGAUGCAGAAACUGCACAGAUAAAGGGUAAGCUCUUCCAAGAUAGAAGGUUAUCAGUAACGUGGUAUAAUUCACAACAUGAUUUUGUUGAUACUUCCAAUAUAAAAGCCGGACCAUGCAUGGGCGCCCGGUUGGAAGACAAUUCACCUGCCAAACACUUUGAAGACAAGGAAUAAUGAUUAUUAUUAUUGUUUGUGUUUUGUUAAAAAUGUGUGAUCUAUAUACCUAAAUGAUGUAUAUAAUAAAUAUAAUUAUUAUGGUAAAAAUUAAUAUUUUAAUCAUAUAUCCCAUUGUUAGAGAUAUAUUUCCUUGAUUGUAUCUAUUUAGAUGAUUUGAUAAUCACCCAUUAAGGGGAUGUCUGCACUUGAUGAUAAAUUGUGCAUGUAAUUCUUAAAAUUAGGUCUUAAGAAAAUUGAGAUAAAAGAAAUCUGUAUUUAUGUUAGUAGAUUUUACAUUUUAAUUGUUUAACUUAUCUUCGUAAGUUCAAUACUAUUGUUCAUUAUUUUAACACCAUAAAAGAUAAAUUACAAACCGUUUCCACAAUUCUAAA